AUGCUUCUGUUUAUAAUUUUACAUCGACCAACUAUCAGAGGCGAACGUAUCGAUUGUUUAUUUCUUGCAAAUAUUUAUAUAAUAUUACUUGUUAUUAGUUGUUUCUUUUUGGAUAUGUAUUUUUAUUAUAUUACUGGAUAUUUAUAUCCUAACAGUUCAUUUGAUAAUCUCUGGUGUCGUACUAAAGGUUAUAUUCUCUAUAUUUGUGGAUAUUCUUUUUUUCAUUCAUUCUCAUUGCAAGCUAUCUAUCGAAUAUGUCGAAUUUUAUAUCCAAUACAAACUAAACGUCAACCGUUUAAUUUAUAUGUUAUUAUUUUUCUUGGUCAAUGGAUAUUUUCUGCUAUCGAACUUUUACCAAGUUUAUUGAUCGGUGAUAUUGAAUAUUUAGAGAAUGAUUUUCAUUGCCAAGUUGCACCGAGUAACAUGCGUAGUUCAUUAACUGUUUGUUUAAUUGGUUUUCUUGCUCCGUUUACUAUCAUAUUAUAUUGCUAUGGGUAUACGAUAUACUAUGUUCGCAAACAUAACUCAACAAUUAUAACGAUUAAACAACGAACAAUUUUGCGUCGUGAUUUGAUUAUUUUGAAACGUAUAAUUCUUCUUCUUACUGUUUUAACAUCAUCUGCUGUACCACAUGUGGCUUUCCCUAUCAUUUACAUUAUGAUUGGAAACCUUCCAAAAUGGUUAGUUUCAUUAGAGUGGGCUUUAACCAUACUUGCACUUCUCUCGAUUUCAUUAGUGAUUCCGCGUAUAUCUCCUCAUUUGAAAAGACUACGUGCUAAAAAACGUUUCUAUAAAGUCAGUAUCACUCAAUCGCAAUCAACUUCUUUCUAA
This is a messenger RNA of Adineta steineri, 831 nucleotides long. The record is from the annotation of a GenBank genome assembly. NCBI's taxonomy places the organism in Eukaryota, Metazoa, Rotifera, Eurotatoria, Adinetida, Adinetidae.